AUGCCUCCUAAGCUAAUCUCACCUCUCUUUCCAUGGCUCAUCUUCUUGACACUGGUUUUCAUCUUCCUUUACUCUUCACUCCUCCCAUUUCACUCUUCUUUUUCUUCUUCAAGACCACCAUCCAACAAGAUCAGAACUUUUUCCCCGUGCGAUUUCUUCAAAGGACGUUGGAUUCUGGACCCAAGUCGAAAACCCAUGUACGAUGAGACCUGCCCGUUUCACAGAAAUGCCUGGAACUGCUUGAGAAACAAGAGGGAUAAUAUGGAUAGGAUUAAUUCUUGGAAAUGGGUGCCUGCAACUUGUGAUUUGCCACGGAUCGACCCGUUUCGGUUUCUGGGUAUGAUGAGGAAUAGGAAUAUUGGGUUCGUUGGUGACUCUUUGAAUGAGAAUUUCUUGGCUUCUUUCUUGUGCAUUCUUAGAGUGGCUGAUGUGGGUGCAAAGAAGUGGAAGAAGAAAGGGGCCUGGAGAGGAGCUUAUUUUCCCAAGUUCAAUGUCACUGUCGCUUACCAUCGGGCUGUAUUGCUCGCCAAAUAUGAGUGGCAGCCCAAGGAUCCUUCAGUGGGUGAGCAAGAUGGAUUGGAAGGGAUUUAUCGGGUAGAUGUCGAUACUCCUGCUGAUGAUUGGGCUCACAUAGCUGAUUUCUAUGAUGUCCUUAUUUUCAAUUCUGGCCACUGGUGGGGUUCUGAUAAAUUCCCAAAAGAGAAACCUCUUGUGUUCUAUCAUGCGGGUCAACAAAUACAUCCUCCCCUUGAGAUGUUGGAUGGAUUUAAAGUAGUUGUUGAGAAUAUGGUCUCAUACAUACGAAAACACUUGCCUCACAAGACCCUCAAGUUUUGGCGUUUACAGUCACCAAGACAUUUCUAUGGUGGUGAGUGGAAUGAAAAUGGCAGUUGCUUGUUCAAUGAUCCUCUUGAAGAGCUCCAGCUUGACUUGUGGUUUGAUCCCAGAAAUAAUGGAGUGAAUAAGGAAGCAAGAGUGCUGAACCAGAUGAUUGGAGAUACAUUAAAAGGAACAGAUAUUCAAUUGCUCGACCUGACUUAUUUAAGUGAAUUCAGAGCAGAUGCCCAUCCAGCAACCUGGUUGGGAAGGAAAGAUGCAGUGGAAAUCUGGGGCCAGGACUGCAUGCAUUGGUGCUUACCUGGUGUCCCCGACACUUGGGUCGACAUUGUAUCAGAACUCAUCCGUAUUGGGUUGGAGACAGGGUGAUUAAAAGUUUGACAGGAUCUUGCAUUAAAAUCUCAUAUUGCAUAUCUGGAUGAGUCUCAGGGGGUUUGGUUUGAACAGAUUCUUUGUAUGCAGAGAAACACCAAGAUGAAUAAUAGCAUUGGUGCAUCGGUAUACUACACAAGAAUUCUGAUCAGAGAUUGAUGACAGUGUUCCUAAUCGUAAAGCUUGCAGUUCCAUAUCUCGCGAAGGGAAAAGUGAGUGUUACAGGUACACUCCAAAUUGUAACAAUAUCAGACCAAGAGGUGAAAUUAUAACAAACGAGUGACAUGUCAAUUCAUUUAUUCUUUCAUUUGUCAUUUUGAUCAUUAUUUUAAAUAUAUGAUGAGACAACUGUGCUCUAUAGGUAUAAUACAGAUUCUUAUAUCCUGGUUUUAUGGAUGAUAGAACAGAUUUUUUGUGCAA
Messenger RNA from Ziziphus jujuba (common jujube), 1629 nucleotides. Its product is annotated as protein trichome birefringence-like 12. Gene Ontology annotation, cellular component: Golgi apparatus. The record is from RefSeq and is a predicted model, not a curated record. The transcript is spliced from 4 exons. Gene Ontology annotation, molecular function: O-acetyltransferase activity. Bases 1 to 1206 code for a protein of 401 amino acids. Lineage: Eukaryota; Viridiplantae; Streptophyta; Magnoliopsida; Rosales; Rhamnaceae.